GCUUCCUAUCCAGUACCCGAAGUACAACAGGCGUGUGAUGGAUGAUGACAGCGAGGAUGAAGACCGCAGUCAGCCGCUUGUCCUUGCAGAGCCGCAGCCGCGGCCCUGCGCUCACUGCCAGAUCUACGGGCGUGAGGAUGCCAACAGUCACGAGAUUCGUGACUGUGGUUAUGGUUCAAAGUUAGGGGACGUUCCCGGUUGCCCAUUGUGCAAUAGAAUGACUCACUACUAUGAUGGCUGCAGGAAGAGAAAGAGAUCUCCUGCAGACAGGCGCCAUGAGGACUGGAAGUUUCUCGUCGAGUACCGCUCUGGACUCCCUCCUGUCCGCACCAAGAUGGCGUGGCCUGAUCUGGUGACUAACAUGCAACCCACGCAUGGUUUUCCCAUCACCAAGGAUAUGGCUCUCCAGGUCAGAGACAACCAUCGCCAUGGUACUCAGUACCAUGACCCUCUGACCAGGACGCUGGGUGACGUCCGGAAGAACUUGGAGCGCUUGAGGGCAUCUGAGGUCUUCACUGGCAUGGGCUGUUGAAGUGGAAGAUAUGGAGCGAAGACAAAGAUAGGCAAAAGGCUUAAUUAGAAAGAAAGAAAGGAAGGGAAUAAACGUAAAGUUCACG
Molecule: messenger RNA, 617 nt
Organism: Neurospora tetraspora
Lineage: Eukaryota; Fungi; Ascomycota; Sordariomycetes; Sordariales; Sordariaceae
Exons: 1
Coding region: 38-532 (164 amino acids)
Source: RefSeq, a predicted model, not a curated record